AUGCAGGGGCGCAGCAGGGACGCCACCACCGUUGCGGCAGCGGUGGUGUGCGCAGCUGUGCUGCUGCUCGGCGACGCCUGGGCCGUCUCCGCGCAGCAGGCGGCGGCGGCGGCGGCUGCGGCGGAGGACAAGAUAAGCGCGCUGCCGGGGCAGCCGCCGGUGGGCUUCGCACAGUACUCCGGUUACAUCCCGGUGGACGCCGCGGGGAAGCGCUCGCUCUUCUACUACUUCGCCGAGGCGGAGGCGGAUCCGGCGGCCAAGCCGCUCGUGCUCUGGCUCAAUGGAGGGCCUGGCUGUUCAUCCGUGGGAGUGGGGGCGUUCUCAGAGAAUGGGCCGUUCAGGCCUAGUGGCAAUGCGCUAACAAGGAAUGAGUAUAGCUGGAACAAAGAGGCCAAUAUGCUGUAUUUGGAGAGCCCUGCAGGGGUUGGCUUCUCCUAUUCCACUGAUCCUACCUUCUAUGAGGGUGUUGGUGACAGCAUGACAGCCAGAGACAAUUUGAAGUUCUUGCAAGGCUGGUUUGCCAAGUUCCCGCAGUACAAGGGCAGGGACCUGUAUAUUACAGGAGAGAGCUAUGCUGGCCACUACGUUCCACAAUUAGCCCAGCGCAUGGUUGAGUUCAACAAGGAGAAGCUAUUCAAUCUGAAAGGCAUUGCUCUUGGCAAUCCGGUGCUGGAAUUCUCCACGGAUUUCAACUCGCGGGCCGAGUUCUUCUGGUCGCACGGCCUGAUAUCGGAUUCCACCUACAACAUCUUCACGACGGUGUGCAACUACUCGCGGUACGUGAGCGAGUACUACCACGGCUCCCUGAGCACGGCCUGUGACAGGGUGAUGAGCCAGGUGACGAGGGAGACCAGCAGGUUCGUCGACAAGUACGACGUCACCCUGGACGUCUGCAUCUCGUCGGUGCUCAUGCAGUCCCAGAUCCUCGCCCCGCAGCAAGGGAGCAGGGAGCUGGACGUGUGCGUAGAGGACGAGACGAUGAACUACCUCAACCGGAAGGACGUGCAGCAAGCCAUGCACGCGCGCCUCACAAACGGCGUGCAGAGGUGGACGAUUGACGGACGCUGCAAUGCAAUCUUUGGUGGGGUUGAUGGAUAUGAAUAUGAUAACAGUGUUCUGGAGUACAAGCAGCUGGACCUGCAGAUCCCGACCGUCAACAUCGUGGGCGCGCUGGUGAAGUCGGGCAUCCCCGUGCUGGUGUACAGCGGCGACCAGGACUCGGUCAUCCCGCUGACGGGCAGCAGGACCCUGGUGAACCGGCUGGCGAGCAGGCUCCGGCUCAACACCACGGCGCCGUACCGGGCCUGGUUCCAGGGGAAGCAGGUGGGCGGGUGGACGCAGGUGUUCGGCGGCGGCGCGCUGUCCUUCGCCACGGUGCGCGGCGCCUCCCACGAGGCGCCCUUCUCGCAACCGGAGCGCUCACUCGGCCUCUUCAGGGCCUUCCUCGCCGGACAGCAGCUGCCGGAAUCGUUCCAGUGA
Molecule: messenger RNA, 1479 nt
Organism: Miscanthus lutarioriparius
Lineage: Eukaryota; Viridiplantae; Streptophyta; Magnoliopsida; Poales; Poaceae
Source: the annotation of a GenBank genome assembly